AAAAAAAUACAGCUGACAGGAAACCUCUCAGGAAACAUCUCAGGAAACCUCUCAGGAAACCUCUCAGGAUUCCUCUCAGGAUACCUCUCAGGGUACCUCUCAGGGUACCUCUCAGGAUACCUCUCAGGAAACCUCUCAGGAUACCUCUCAGGAUUCCUCUCAGGAUACCUCUCAGGAUACCUCUCAGGAAACCUCUCAGGAAACCUCUCAGGAUACCUCUCAGGAUACCUCUCAGGAUACCUCAGGAUACCUCUCAGGGUACCUCUCAGGAUACCUCUCAGGGUACCUCUCAGGAUACCUCAGGGUACCUCUCAGGGUACCUCUCAGGAUACCUCUCAGGAAACCUCUCAGGAUACCUCUCAGGGUACCUCUCAGGAUACCUCUCAGGGUACCUCUCAGGAUACCUCAGGGUACCUCUCAGGGUACCUCUCAGGAUACCUCUCAGGAAACCUCUCAGGAUACCUCUCAGGAAACCUCUCAGGAUACCUCUCAGGAUACCUCUCAGGAAACCUGUCAGGAUACCUCUCAGGAUUCCUCUCAAAAACAUUUUCAAUCGUUAUCACAUUUUUUUAG
Messenger RNA from Oncorhynchus gorbuscha (pink salmon), 573 nucleotides. RefSeq names its product keratin-associated protein 6-2-like. The record is from RefSeq and is a predicted model, not a curated record. Lineage: Eukaryota; Metazoa; Chordata; Actinopteri; Salmoniformes; Salmonidae. The transcript has a single exon. The annotation marks the transcript as partial.